AUGAGAAACCAAACCCAGGUGCCAGAGUUCAUUCUGUUGGGGCUCACCAGUAUCCCUGAGCUGCAACAACUCCUCUUCGGGGUGCUUUUCUUAGCCUACACGUUGACCUUAAUGGGGAACAUCCUCAUCAUCAUCAUCACCUGCACUGACUACCACCUCCACAGCCCUAUGUACUUCUUCCUCCGGAACUUGUCCUUUUUGGAGAUCUGCUUAACCACAGUCAUCGUCCCCAGGAUGCUGACAGACCUUAGGACAGAGAGGAGAACAAUAUCUUUUGCUGCUUGCCUCUCACAGUAUUUUUUCCACUUCUUCUUUGGGUGUAUGGAACUUUUCCUCCUGACAGCCAUGUCAUUUGACCGGUAUGCGGCCAUAUGCUGCCCACUUCUGUAUAUGUCCAUCAUGAGCCAAAGGCUGUGCUUCCUGCUGGUUAUUUUCUCCUGGAUGGGAAGUCUUCUCCUUAUCCUUAUACCUAUUGUACUGACCAGCCAGCUCUCUUUCUGCAAAUCCAACGUAAUCAACCAUUUCUUCUGUGACUAUACCCCCCUGAUGCAGAUCUCCUGCGGGGGCAAGCAUCUCCUGGAGCUUAUCCAUUUCCUGCUGUCUUUCUUCACCCUGUUCAGCACCUUAUUGCUAAUAUUAGUGUCCUAUUCCUACAUCCUCAUCACCAUCAUGCAGAUUCCCUCUGCCAAGGAGCGCCAACGGGUUUUCUUCACCUGCUCCUCCCACCUCAUUGUCAUCUCCAUCUGCUAUGGCAGCUGCAUUCUCAUGUAUGUCAGGCCCAUUCAGGAUGAAGACCUGGACCUGAACAAAGGCCUUGCCAUCAUCAACACUGUGCUUGCCCCCUUACUGAAUCCUUUUAUUUACACACUAAGGAACCAGCAGGUGAAGGAAGUAUUUUAUCCUAUGCUUAAGAAAAGGUUUUGCCUUAGUAAAUUCCCUUUUUAA
Molecule: messenger RNA, 945 nt
Organism: Gopherus flavomarginatus (Mexican gopher tortoise)
Lineage: Eukaryota; Metazoa; Chordata; Testudines; Testudinidae
Product: olfactory receptor 6C4-like
Exons: 2
Coding region: 1-945 (314 amino acids)
Biological process (GO): G protein-coupled receptor signaling pathway
Cellular component (GO): membrane
Molecular function (GO): olfactory receptor activity; G protein-coupled receptor activity
Source: RefSeq, a predicted model, not a curated record